Brenthis ino (lesser marbled fritillary) is the source of this 4062-nucleotide messenger RNA. The record is from the annotation of a GenBank genome assembly. Lineage: Eukaryota; Metazoa; Arthropoda; Insecta; Lepidoptera; Nymphalidae.
AUGGAAGCCUUACUUAAUGUUAAGAAAUGGAUCGAAGAAAUAGCUUUAGCAAACAAGCAAGGACGAAAGCCGUCGCUUCUUCGCGCUAUGACCAAGACAUUCUGGUUAAGUUAUGCGUCUUCCGGAUUUAUGUUUUUUGUACAAGCCAUCAUCCUUAAACCCUUCCAACCAGUAGCUUUGAGCAUGCUGCUGUUUUAUUGGGAGCCAGGCUCCAAUAUGACUUACGAACAGGCUGUAUACUGCGCUUCUGCAGUCAUCUUGAUAUCACUCCUUAUUGCUUUCCUAAACCACCACGGCACUUAUUCCACUCAACAGUUUGGCAUGAAAGUACGAAUUGCUGCGUGUUCUCUCAUCUAUAGAAAGGUAAUGCGAAUGAGCUCUGGCGCACUGGCUCAGACAACUGCUGGUCAAGUGGUCAAUCUGUUAUCUAACGAUGUGAAUCGAUUCGACUACGCCUUCAUCUACACACACUUCAUAUGGCUACUGCCACUCCAAGUGCUCGUGGUCUGCUAUCUUAUUUACAUUAAAAUUGGUUACGCUGCCAUUGUUGGAGUUAUUGGCAUCGUGUUGCAGACUAUUCCUGUACAAUCUUACAUGAGCAAACUGGCAGCUAGAUUGCGUAUGAAAACAGCGAUAAAAACUGAUGAGCGCGUGCGAAUAAUGGAUGAAAUUAUAAAUGGCAUGCAGGUUAUCAAAAUGUAUGCGUGGGAGAAACCAUUUGAACAGGUUGUGGCUUUGGCUCGCAAGAACGAAAUCAACUGCGUCACCUCAGCGUCCUAUCUACGUGGAGUAUACCUCAGCUUCAUGGUGUUCACAGAAAGACUUUCCCUAUAUAUAACGCUUCUAUCCUAUUCUCUAUUUGGUUAUCAAGUCACUGCAGAUAUUGUAUUUCCAUUGGCGCAAUUCUUCAACACGCUACAAGGCACCCUUUCAAUAAUUAUGUCAAAUGCAGUAUCAUUUUUGGCCGAAGCACUGAUUUCCGUGCAACGCCUUGAAGCGUUCAUGUUACUGGUAGCUAUAUUAUUACCAGCGUCUCUUUCUUUGAUGUUGGAGUCAUAUGCCUCUGUUCUUCGCAUCCAACAAUUAUUACUUUUGGAUGAAAGAGAAGAUCUCCGCAGUGUGGCGGAUGUGGACAUUGCCAAAUUGGUCUUGAGAGCUAAAAAUAAAAAAAUUAAGAAUCUCAGUGAAGUUGACCUACGUUCGAAUACUUUCAAAAAAAUUGAAGAAGAAGGUAUCUAUAACCCAGGUUUCGAUUGCAAUGAGAAAGCACUUAUCUCUCCAGCAAUAAACGCUAAUUCAAUGCACCCAGAUGUCGGCAUUUAUAUUCAAGAUGUCAGUGCCAGCUGGACCGACGGUGGACCCAUUACAUUACGCAAUAUUAAUUUGUCUAUUCCUAAGGGCAAACUAUGCGCUAUCAUUGGAUCAGUGGGUUCAGGAAAGAGUUCGAUUUUGCAUCUGUUACUAAAUGAGUUACGAGCUACUAGCGGCAAGAUUUAUCUUUCUGGACCUUUGUCUUACGCGUGUCAAGAGCCAUGGCUGUUCGUUUCCACUGUGAGGCAAAACAUACUGUUCGGACUUCCAUACAAUUCUAAGAAAUAUAAAGAGGUAGUUAAAGUAUGCGCACUGCAAAAGGACUUCCAACAAUUUCCUCAUGGAGACCAAACCCUCGUUGGGGAAAGAGGUGCAUCCUUAUCUGGAGGUCAACGAGCACGUAUCAACCUGGCGAGAGCUGUGUACAGACAUGCGGAAAUCUAUCUAUUAGACGAUCCUUUAUCGGCAGUGGACGCUCAUGUCGGCCGGCAACUAUUCGACGAAUGCAUUACUGGAUAUUUGCGGCACACGACGCGUGUCUUGGUUACUCAUCAACUUCACUACCUUCAAGCUGCUGACUAUAUAGUUAUAAUGAAUAAUGGCGUAAUUGAAGCCAAAGGAACGUAUGAAGAGUUGACGACAUCUGGUAAAGAUUUUGCUAAGUUGUUGUGCUCAGUUCAAGAAGAUAAAGAAGUCAAUCCAGAAACUGAAAAACCUCCACCGAUGUCAAGACGAACAUCUUCUAGGCUAUCUACAGCAAGGCGUCCGUCUCUGGCAGAUUCUGCUUCAGGAUGUGAUGGUCCCGCACAAGAGAUGGAAGAAGAAGAAAGAGAAUCUGGCUCUAUGGGUUGGCAUGUGUAUGGAGCUUACUUACGAGCUGGCGGACGAACUGGCAGAUUAAUCUUUAUGGUUGUCCUUCUCAUAGUUGGGCAGUUAUCUGCAACCCUCUGCGACUACUGGGUUACGCUCUGGACCAAUGAAGUAACUAGACAAAAAGAAAGAGAAACAAACACUACUGUGAAGGAAUACGAAAGAGUAACACCUGUAGACAACUCUACAUUCACCCUAACAACUUACUUUUCUGGAAUUGACAUAGAACCAAAUUUGGAUAUUCACGCCUAUAUAGGACCUUUAGACACAUCUCAAUAUCUCUAUGUGUAUACGGCCCUCAUUUUUUGUUGCAUCUUCUUUAUAACGGCUCGCGCAUUUAUGUUCUUCAAAGUGUGUAUGACAUCAUCAAGAAAUCUACAUAAUGAUAUGUUCCAUUCUAUGUUACGUGGAGUAAUGCGUUUCUUUGAUUCCAACUCCUCAGGGCGUAUUUUAAACCGUUUCUCUAAGGAUAUUGGAGCAUUAGACGAAUUGUUGCCUCGGUUUCUUCUGGAAAGUAUCCAAAUUUAUCUUGUCAUGUUCAGUAUAUUAGCAUUAAAUGCAGCUGCUUUAGUCUGGACUCUACUACCUACUACUAUUAUACUGCUCUUGUUCUACGUUAUACUUCAAAUUUAUUUGAAAUCUGCACAGUCAAUCAAGCGCUUAGAGGGCACUACUAGAAGUCCUGUCUUCUCUCAUAUGUCUACGACACUAAAUGGCAUUAGUACUAUCCGAUCUGCUGGAGCGCAGCAACGCUUAAUUCAAGAAUUUGAUGGAUAUCAGGACAUUCAUACUUCUACUUGGAGCAGCUAUCUCGCUAGCGGCGUGACGCUCGGUUUUUGGCUCGACUUCAUAUGCGUGCUCUAUUUGGCAAUUGUUAUAGUAGCCUUCCUAGUUAUUGAUAGCAAGACCAUAUUCUCUGGCAACGUGGGAUUAGCGAUAUCGCAGACUCUCAUCUUAACGGGCAUGCUGCAGUUCGGAGUUCGCCAAACAGCGGAAGUGAUCUCACAAAUGACUAGCGUAGAGCGAAUCCUACAAUACACUCAUAUUGAACGCGAACCCCAAUGGGAUAAAGGAACUAAAGAAACCCCUAAAGGUUGGCCUUGGUGUGGACGCAUUGAGUUUCGUAAUUGUUUCAUGAAAUACACUACUGAAGAUUUGCCUGUACUAAAAAAUCUAAACCUAGUCAUCGAAAGCGGUUGGAAGGUGGGAAUAGUCGGCAGAACUGGUGCCGGCAAAUCAUCUCUCAUCUCUUCAUUAUUCCGACUUGCUAUCAUUGAGGGAGAAGUUCUCAUUGAUGAAGUUGAUACCGGACAUCUAUCCCUUCAGGAUUUGCGAUCGAAGAUAUCAAUUAUACCUCAGGAGCCAGUUCUAUUUUCAGCGACCAUUCGUUAUAAUUUAGAUCCAUUUAAUAGCUAUGAUGAUGAAAAAUUAUGGAAAGCUCUGGAAGCUGUUGACUUAAAAGGAGCAAUUCCAGCAUUGGAUUUCAAAGUAUCUGAAGGAGGUUCAAACUUUUCACUCGGGCAAAGACAACUGGUGUGCCUUGCGCGCGCCAUUCUUCGUGGCAAUCGUAUUCUAGUACUAGAUGAAGCAACAGCUAACGUGGAUCCUAAGACCGACGAAUUUAUACAAAAAACGAUAAGAAAACGUUUCUCAGAUUGCACUGUUUUAACAGUGGCUCAUCGACUUAACACAAUUAUGGAUUCUGACAGAGUUAUGGUCAUGGAUUCUGGUCGCCUCGUCGAGUUUGACCACCCUUACAGAUUGUUAAACAAUCCAGAAGGUUACUUCACGAAGAUGGUCAAAGAAACUAGUGAAAAAAUGUCAUCACAACUCUACCAAAUUGCGAAAAAAACCUUUCUCGACAGUGGUGGAGUGAUAGAG